This is a messenger RNA of Quercus robur (English oak), 3206 nucleotides long. RefSeq lists its product as uncharacterized. The record is from RefSeq and is a predicted model, not a curated record. NCBI's taxonomy places the organism in Eukaryota, Viridiplantae, Streptophyta, Magnoliopsida, Fagales, Fagaceae. Bases 392 to 2614 code for a protein of 740 amino acids. The transcript has 14 exons.
AGAAUCGAAAACAGCAUUGUUCCUUUCCUUCGUUCGCAAAAAGGCCGAACAGAAUCCCAAAUUUCCUUGCUCUACUACAGGCAGGUCAAAUAAUAGUGUCUCGCUCUAGAGGUGCCAAGUAGACCAUACGUGGCCGUUUUCUCACUUCUCAAGCAAACCGUCUCUCUCUCUCACUGUUACACGCGAACACAAAUACUCAGAAUACUGUUGUUGUUUGUAUGUGAAAUCAAAUCAACCAGAUAGAGAGAGAGAGAGAGAGAGAGAGAGUUCUCAAUUCAAAAUUCUCGUUUCGCUUGCGCAUUACUACAAACACCUGCGUUGCAAACUCGCUCUCGUAUGGGUUCGUCAACUCUGCCCCAAUCUUCUUUCAGCUAAUAUCUUCCGGUAGCCAAUGAGGAAUGUCUUUACUAUUGCCAGUCUCAACCGUCACCGCAAUCUCGCAGUGCUCUCCAGAACUUCACGCCAUGAUAGUUUUGUUGUGGCUAUCUUGCGGAAAUGCAUGUCAUUGGGAUGUCAAACAGAAAUUGAAGUUGUUAGAAGACAAGAUAAUUGGAUUCCAUCACAGCUGUUGCUCCGAAAUUCAUUUUCAACAGGUUUCUCCAGUGUGCAUGGUGGAAGCCCAUCGGCAGCGUAUGCAAAGCUGAGGAAGGAAUUGCUAGAAAGCGAAUUUGGGCAUACUCUUGGAACUUAUGGAAAAAGUGUUUCCGUUGUUCCUCGUUUUGGUCCAUUUUUGGCUUUGUAUAGAGCAGCAAUUGUUUCAUUUCAUGUGUUGAAGCUAAGCUUUUCGCAAUUCUUUGUGCGAGACAUAACAAAACGUGCCAUCAAGUUCCGUGAAACUUUGAUCAGCUUGGGCCCAUUCUACAUCAAGCUUGGGCAAGCUUUGAGCACAAGGCCAGAUAUAUUGCCAACUGUAUAUUGUCAAGAGCUUGCUAAGUUACAGGAUCAAAUACCUCCAUUUCCAACUCAUAUUGCAAUUAAAUCUAUUGAAACCCAGUUGGGUGCUCCUCUUUCACAAAUUUUUGCUGACAUCAGUCCACAGCCUAUUGCAGCAGCAUCCUUAGGGCAGGUUUAUAAAGCUCACCUGCAUUCUGGAGAGUUGGUAGCUGUCAAGGUACAGAGACCGGGUAUGUCACUUUCAUUGACCCUUGAUGCAUUACUAUUCCAGAUGAUUGGGGGUCAAUUGAAGCGAUUCGCUAAUGCCCGCAAAGACCUCUUAGUAGCUGUGAAUGAAGUGGUCAGGCACAUGUUUGAUGAGAUUGAUUAUGUCCAAGAGGGGAAAAAUGCUGAUCGUUUUGCUUCUCUCUAUGGUUGCUACCCAUGUGAUAAUCAAAAUAGCCACCAAAAAACUACAGCUGGGAAAACUGUGCAAUAUGAACGAGCUAACGGUGUUAAAGUUCCAAAAAUAUAUUGGGAAUUCUCGCGGACUGCUGUGCUUACUAUGGAGUGGAUUGACGGGAUAAAGCUUACAGAUGAAAUUGGCCUGAGAAAGGCCUGUCUAAACAGACAGAAGCUGAUUGAUCAGGGCUUAUACUGCUCUUUGAGGCAAUUGCUUGAGGUUGGAUUUUUCCAUGCCGACCCACAUCCGGGAAACCUUGUUGCUACGGACAGUGGAACUCUUGCAUAUUUUGAUUUUGGAAUGACAGGGGAUAUUCCUCGCCACUACCAAGUAGGACUUAUUCAAAUGCUUGUGCACUAUGUUAAUCGUGACUCUCUGGGUUUGGCAAAUGACUUUCUUUCUUUGGGAUUUAUUACUGAAGGGGAUGAUAUAAAGUCUGUUGCAGAUGCAAUGCAAGCAGCCUUUGCUGAUGGAACUAGACAAUCUCAAGACUUCCAGGGAGUAAUGAAUCAGCUAUAUGAUGUAAUGUAUGAAUUUAACUUCUCUCUACCCCCGGACUAUGCCCUGGUGAUAAGAGCUUUGGGAUCGCUAGAAGGCACAGCAAAGGUUCUGGAUCCUGAUUUCAAAGUUAUUGAGAGUGCAUAUCCUUUUGUCAUUGGGAGACUUCUGGAAGAUCCAAAUCCUGAUAUGAGAAAAAUUUUGAGAGAAUUACUCAUUCGUAAUAAUGGAUCCAUAAGAUGGAAUCGGCUAGAGCGGCUGAUAGCAGCAAUAUCAGAAUCCAAGUCGACUGAGGAACUCCCUAAUUCUGAGGAAAGUUCUUCAAGUCCUCUGGGCUGGAAAUCAUUUGACAUGCGUGCUGUAGUCUCUGCCACUGAAGAUCUUCUACAGUUCAUUUUAUCUGAAAAGGGUGUUAGGGUUCGUGUUUUCCUUCUUCGGGAUAUAAUUGGAGCAGCUGAUGUUUUGCUGCAGGAUGAAGUCAUUGGUUACAUUCCAAGCGAGAAGCUUGAAGCAAUAGAGAUGACUAAAUUCGAGGAGCAUUAUUCUAUGCUCUUAAGGAUUUUUAAAGGUUUUCAAUAUCUCCGUGAAGCAAUAAAGUUGGCCCCAGAGGUCUGGACAGCAAUGCUUGUACGGAUGGCUGUGAAGCCAGAGGUCCAUAAAUUUACUUUUGACAUUGUUUCAGCUUUAGCCAUGCAUUUUAGCCAUAAACUCCCAGAAAAUUCAUGGGUUUGUAUUUCUAUAUUUCUUCACAAGUUGGUGAAAAACUGCAGCUCUGAUUAAUUAAGGCAUUAGUAAUCAUUUAAAAAAAAAAAAAUUUCAUUGUGACCCAUUUUAUUUCUUUACAUAAAAUGUUAAUAUCUAUGCUGCUGCUGGAAUUGUAUAUAUGAGAAGCAGAAAAGUUGUUGCAGUUCUAGAUUGAAAUGAAGAGAAAGCUCAGAGCAUUGGCUUUGGUACAGAAUGAAAAGAUUUAUAUGUGAGACACAGGAAUAGGGGAUAAAAAAUGAUUUGGAAUUUUGGAUGAUUUCUAGCCUGCAAAGGAAAGCACAAGCUUUCUACUCGUCGUGUGAGGAAACUAAGGAAAUUGCAGGAAAGGACGCCAUGCAUAUCUUUAUUUCAGCAUUUUAUUCAGAUGAUGCAGGAAAAAUCUAUGUGAUGAGGUAACUUGAUUGUUACAGCAUCUGGUUAUUAAUAUGUGUAGUUAUGAUUGCACGGAGGGUAGGAGCUAACAUGCAUAAUGAUUAAGAAUACCAGCGCUCCUCAUAAUCAGGGGAGAUGUUAGACAUUUUGUUUUCUUGUUUUCUAUUUUUCACAAUGACUUGUAUCACUGUUGCUGUUUUCUUAUAUCUAAGAUUUCAUUGUCUGUUUUCCUUCU